AUUGAAAGUUACUUUGCUUCGGGUGUUCAUGUCCACAGUAUCUUAAACUUGUCAUCGCGCGUUGGAUUUGUAACAACGCAAUGCAUCAAAAGAUCGUCGGUCAUAUCUUUACAACCCGACAAGUGCACGAAAAUUCACGAAUGGUGACGAAUAACGUUUCCGAGUACUUGAAGAAAGCAGUGAAUGUGACUCUUUCAUCAUCAAAUGAAAGGGCAAAAGACGAUUCAGAAGCUUACCAACACCAUUACAUUUAUAACAGAGAUGACGAAAUCCGCAGAAGCACAGGGUCCAUUUAUGGAGGUGAUAGCCCAUCAAAAGUGAAACCACAACCAAUGCAUGUCCGAAGUAACAGCGACACAAGUGAAAUAAAUGUUUCAGUGAGAAAUAACUACAUCGAUGGGCAUGCUGCAGAAGCCCAUUCUCCCACAGGAGAGAGUUUCUUUGCCAUAAUAAGAAAAUUUGAGCAAAACAUUCAAGAUGGACAGAAAUCGGUUCAAAAGUCCUGGUUUUAUGACAAUGAAAACCAGAAUUACCUUGUUGAUGGGCUCAGAGGAAAGACUGGUACAAGCUCUGCCAACUCAAGUCCCUUGGUUGAAAGAAGAACUCCUCUCUUACGUCGUAGAAACUCUUUGAGAAACAACAGUUAUUUUGGGAGAGUUUUUAAAGGUUCAGGGGAUGCGAAGGGAGGAGAGGAAGAGGUUGGAGAUGAACCAUCUAGAAAAUAUUUUGCACACUAUGACUGUCGCAGUAUAACAGUUGAUUUUGAUGAGCUGGCACACACAUUUUCUGCUCAAGGUGAUGGACUUAAAAGGAAGAACACACGCUCUGGUGCUUCAGCAGCAUCAACUCAGGUUACUGCAGCAACACUUGCUGACAGAAUGCAAAGACGUGGCUCAGACUCGAGUGCAGGCACAAAUGAGGACAAUCUUCCUGACAUGGGAGAUGACAAAAGUAAUGGGCUUGUUCUGAGCUGUCCCUAUUUUCGCAAUGAACUUGGUGGUGAGGAAGACCAAGACCCUCAGAUUGGUCUAACUCCAGAUAAUGUGGCAUUUCAAAAUCUUCAUGAUCCAAUGCAUCCCAAGGAACCAAAAUUGGACACAUUGAGGAGAAGGUCAACCCUUGAUAUUCUGUUAACUGCUUACGACUCGGCACAGGUUGGAAAUUUAAGCAGUGGAACAGGUGUGACAAUUCUUGACAACUCAACACCCGAGAGUGGUUUUUUAUAUCUUGGGGAGGGAUACUACAAUGAAGAUGGAGGAGUAUUUGAGCAUGUAGAUCAUGGAUCCUAUUAUUACAAGAACUUUUUCCUUGGUCAAGAACAUCUGAAUUAUCUUGGUAUGGAUGAGAGAUUUGGCCCUGUUGCGUUGUCCUUGAAACGAGAAAAGCUUGAUGAAAGCACUUCUCUACUAAACACAGGGGAGGCAGAAGGCAACACUUAUCAAUAUCGCAUAAUUGCUCGAUCUAGUGAAUUGACAACACUGAGAGGAAGUAUUUUAGAGGAAGCCAUUCCAUCAACUUCAAGACAUGGUUCAGCACGUGCCCUCCCAGCUAAGGAUAUCCUUGAACAUGUGAUUCCAGAGUUUCAGUUAACUGCUCUUAGGAUGGCACAACCUGGUAUAAAGGUUCCAGAACAGCUUGCGAAACUUGAUGAACAAGGGAUGACCAAUCAAUACAAAGUUGGUGUGUUAUAUGCAAAGAAUGGCCAGGGCACAGAAGAGGAGAUGUAUAACAACCAAACAUCAGGCCCAGCUUUCGAAGAGUUUCUUGACUUGAUUGGUGAAAGAGUUACCUUGAAAGGAUUUGAACGUUACAGAGCCCAGCUGGAUAACAGAAAUGACUCCACUGGGGAGUAUUCAGUGUACACACAGUUUCAUGGACGUGAAAUUAUGUUUCAUGUAUCAACGCUUUUGCCUUGGACACCCAACAACAGACAACAGCUUCUGAGGAAGAGACACAUUGGAAAUGACAUUGUGACAAUUGUGUUCCAAGAACCUGGUGCUCUUCCAUUUACACCAAAGAACAUCAGAUCUCACUUUCAACAUGUUUUUAUUGUGGUCAGAGUUUUCAACCCUUGCUCAGAUAACACAUACUACAGGGUUGCUGUAAGUCGUUCAAAAGAUGUUCCUCCAUUUGGACCUAAUAUUCCUGCAGGUGCAAAGUUUGGAAAGACACAAGCCUUUGCCGACUUCCUCUUGACCAAAGUCAUAAAUGCAGAAAAUGCUGCCCACAAGUCAGAGAAGUUCAGUGCUAUGGCCAGAAGAACCAGACAUGAAUACCUGAAAGAUCUUGCCACAAAUUUUGUCACCAACACCACACUAGAGACUGGGGCUAAAGGAAAAGGAAUCUUGAGAUCAACCAAGAAGAAGGAGAAAGUUCGUCCUCCAAUUUCUCCAGAAAAAGUCUCCAGAGGUGCAUUGGUUUGGAAUGUGCAGGUUGAAGAUUACAGGAAUGCCUCUAUGAUUGAGUGUAAGAUGGGAAUCUCUGCAGACAGUCUGGUGCUCAUUCACUCCUCAAGCAAAGAAGUGCUAUUUAGCAUUCCAGCCAAGUCUGUCAUAGGAUGGACAUCCUUAUCACAAAGCAUCAAAGUGUUUUAUGGCAGUGGUUAUUGUCUGGUGUUGAAUAUUCCAACACGUGAUUCAGAUGACAUCCCAGAGAUUGUCAGGCGACUGGAAGAAAUUUCUAUUGGUUGUCAGACUCAAACAAUGACUUUGCGGCGAAAUGGUAUGGGACAGUUAGGAUUCCAUGUACGGUUUGAAGGCCUCAUUGCGGAUGUCGAGCCUUCUGGAUUUGCUUGGCAGGCAGGGCUAAGACAAGGAUGCAGGCUUGUGGAGAUCAACGGGAUGAUAGUAGCCACACUGAGUCAUGAUCAGAUGAUUGACAUCUUGCGUAAGCCAGGUUCAGUGACGGCUGUGAUAGUGCCACCAUUCCAGAGUGGAAAGCCAAGAAAGGGUAUCCAGCCGACCACUGGUUCCUACUGGAGCUCCUCCAAUCGUGCCUCGGUCACAACCAUGUCGUCAUUCGGCAGUGCGUCAUCAGUGGCAGAGGAAGGCGAGUCACGUGAUCACUCAGCAGCCUCGUCUUCAUCCAUAUCAGCCCCUGACAAUAGUAGAAAACAGCCGCCAAAAGGUUUGACGUCCAAGAACGAAGUGAAAGGGAAGGAGAGUCCAUGGAUCAUGCGCUCGAAUAAUGCGGCUUCCAUGGAUGGCAGAGCUAUGUACUCAGUCUCCCGUCCUCCUGACCCACCGUUGUCGCCCAGUGCGAGCUCAGCCUCGUCUGUCAGCGGUAGCACGUCAACGCUUCACGAAACAUCACGACAACAAGCUGCUACCUACGGGGCUUCAUACACUGUGACAAGCAUUACUCCAACAGAUCCUAGACACCAGGCGUCCUCUGAAGCACACGUAGCGCCAAAAUGGAGCGGGCAUUUAGCGGUAGAUUCAGACCCACGGCCAGCCAAGCCUGUUGGUGUGACGUUAAAGGCCCAUACAGCUUCAGGCACCUUAUAUGCCAUCGCCAGCGGACCCUCGUCUCCGCCAGCGUCUCCGCGUACCCCAGAGACCCCCAUAUUUGGAAGUACUUCACAGAGACAUCGCAGAGUGGUUCUGAAUGGUCAAGGGGAUGGAAACACUCCUUUAAGGAUAGAGGGAAGUUUACAGGAUGGGAGACCGCUAGCGGACAGUUAUGGUACUAUUCGUGUGAACAUUGAACCGUCAGUAGCGUCAAUGCCAAAUGACAAAGCACGAGAACCAGAAGUUGCUAAUGGUGAGGUGAUGCAAGCUGCUGCUUUGCCUUUUAAAGAAACAAGUCUUGGAGCAGUUAUUACUACUGUCAACACUUACAAACAGAAACAAAGCUACGAAGACAUCAGCGAAGCCUCUAUGUCUGACACUGUCGAUCAGAUCGAACGCGCGUUUGGUUUUAAAACACCUGACAUGAUCUCGAACGGAACUGGGAGCCUGGAGCGGAACAGCAGCAUGCGAGUGAAGAACGGAGACAGGAGCCCUUCCGAUUCUAUGCAGGACAUUCACCUGACCCGCCGUGUGCAGUCAGGGGAUUCACUGAAUCGAUACAGUGAUGAUGACGAAAGUCCCAUAAAUAUUCUGAAACGACUGUCAAAAGAAGCCAACAGAGAGCAGGACAGAGUGAAGCAGAGAAAGAGCGAAGGAGAUCUGCCACAUAAUAUGAUUAAAAGCAGGACAACCACUGUGGUCGAAGCAUCACCAACAUCGGUUGAAGUUAAGAAAGAAGCCGGAAGGAAGUCUGAGUACGAAGCGCGGAUAGCCGCAAGAAACCUGCUUAUAGAACGCUUAGAAAAUCACAGGCAAUCACUCGAAAGCCACAACGUAGAGGGAAUCAAAAUUUACCAUGCUAAAAGUAGAAGUACACCGGCUGAUGGGGCGAAAAGGUUAAAUGGCGAAAAAUCGCACAAGGCGCGGCAGACCUCGCAGGAUGACAGUGCAAAGAAUUCUUUAGAGAGGGACGGUGUGGAAGGAUUGGGGAAAGGUGAUCAUUAUUUAAGGCGGAAGAAAUCUGCUCCUGAAUCACCAAAUGUUAAGACAGUUCGUACUCCAGAUAAUUACCGAGCAGGCAAACCAGUGGUACGCUCUGAACGAAAAAUCCGCUUGACAAGUUCUGCGAGUUCGAGCGGUCAGACACCGGAAAAAAGUCAAACAGUACCCCGUCAGAGAUCAAGCCGGCGACAGAGGCAUGCGUCCAAACAGAUGGCUGCUGCCAAUGGUGGAAAUUCAGAUUCAUCUGAUGAAGGACGUAAUAAUCGAUUUUCGCGAAGUGGAGAUUCCGUCGAUGCCAGUCCAUCCGUUGUGGAAAAGCUUCUUUUCACGCCCGAUAGCAACAAAAAGUCUAAGAGUCUCCCGCGCGAGUUGGAAUCAGGAGCGAUGCCACACGCGAGUGACUCUCGCGAAAUGCGCAGUCAUCGCUCGCAUUCUCAUUCGCACUCAUCACAUCUCAAAGGAGCGCGUAUUACCAAGAUUAAAAUGAGCGCAAGCGAGGAACCCAAUGAUUCUAUUGUGGAUCAGACCUCGCGGCUGUUACACGCCGCUAAAGCUGUCAAAUACGACAAAGGAUCUUCCCUUGUCAUAGCUGAAGAUGUGUUGCACUCACUAACUCGCGCGUCUGAUCUGCUCCAUCAUCAGUCGUCGGCUGCCAGGGAGGAGAAGGAAAGAGACAGGAAGGAUAAAGACAAGUCACUUAACAGAAUAAAGGCACCUGGCCGUGGUCGUUCACAUGGACCUCACAAGUUUUACAUCCCUGUUGUGCCCAGGAGACACAGCUUCGAUGAAAGAAUAUUCGCCGCACCGAGUGCCAAAGGCAAUUCUGGUGAAAGGAAGGAGAAGAGAGACACCGAAUGGAUGUUGAAUUAAGAAGACUUCAGAGAGAAAACAAAAGACUUCAAGAUGAUCUCCGGACCGCCUCGCACCAACUUCGGAAAUUUUCCGAGUGGUUUUUCACGUCAGUUGAACCAAGUAACACGUGAUACAGACACCAUGAAUUGUUCGUUGGAUAAGUUUCUAUUUUAAAACGUUUCUUACAUCGUUCAUAGAGUUAAGCCUUUUAAAGUAUUAUUGAACAAGUAACGUUUAUUAAGAGAAAGGUGCUAUUCUUUACAUAUCUAAGAUUGAACUGGUAAAAUAGCUUGAAAGAUGUUGUAUUUUCAUAGCGUUUGAUAUAUUAAGGCAAGUAGUAUAUGUAACAAAUUGUCAAAUAUUUUCAUUGGUUGGUUUUCGA
Molecule: messenger RNA, 5745 nt
Organism: Pocillopora damicornis (cauliflower coral)
Lineage: Eukaryota; Metazoa; Cnidaria; Anthozoa; Scleractinia; Pocilloporidae
Biological process (GO): regulation of small GTPase mediated signal transduction
Cellular component (GO): cytoplasm
Molecular function (GO): GTPase activator activity; protein binding
Source: RefSeq, a predicted model, not a curated record